AUGCCUGGCGACAGAGAGGACGAGAUUUGUCAAAAGGCACUAGAACUCCUAUCGGAUCUGUGCUCUAAAGGUGAAGUGCAGAACGAGAAUUGCUUGGAUUUCAUUUACUAUUUUCGAGAUCUUGCCAGGCCGAGGUAUUCGGAUUCAGGUGUGUCUGUGAGCCUGCUGUCACUUGUUGUCACUGCCUGUGGCCUGGCCCUGUUUGGUGUCUCUCUCUUUGUCUCCUGGAAGCUUUGCUGGAUACCAUGGCGCGAGCGUGGGCUUUCUCCCGGUGUCAAAGAUGGGCAGUCCAAUCUCCCUGCUCCCCCUCCUCUGCAACCACAGCCCAUCUACACGGAAGUGGAUGCCACACUCGAGCGCCGGAACACCAUUCGUGGAUCAGUGGUGAAGGAAAAAGUAGUGACCCCUACACCAGCAUCGCCACCACCGCCUUCUUCUCCACCCCCUGUAGCCAUUCCAGAGGCAUCCAUGAAGAUCAGUCACACCUCGCCUGAUAUCCCACUUGAGGCUGAAUCAAAAAGCGGGGAAAACUGUGUCCAUGGCAGUGCACGGAUGCAGAGGCAGAUCACUGAUCCAUCUUCUUCUUCCGUCUGGUCAGCAUCCUCACAUACAGAAAUAGGACAAAACUCCAUGCGCCGCCAGAUGAACCUGUCUAACCCUGACUUCAACGUGGCGCAGUUUCAGAGACAGGAUUCUUUGACUGGCAUGAGUUUGGGACGGCUGAAACCAGAGCUGUACAAGCAGCGCUCUCUGGAUGGAGAAGAGAGCCGAGGGGGUAGAGGAGGCAACUGUGGCCGACUCCACUUCGUGCUCAAGUACGAUUGUGAUCUAGAGCAGCUCAUCGUCAAGAUUCACCGUGCCGAAGACUUGCCUGCCAAAGACUUCUCAGGCACCUCUGACCCUUAUGUCAAGAUUUACCUUCUCCCUGAUCGCAAGACAAAGCACCAGACUAAAGUACAUCGAAAGACUCUGAAUCCUGUGUUUGAUGAGGUCUUCCUCUUUCCCGUGGCAUAUGCAGAGUUGCCCACACGGAAACUUCACUUCAGCAUCUAUGACUUUGACCGCUUCUCCCGCCAUGACAUCAUUGGACAGGUAGUUGUGGACAAUUUUCUGGAUUUGGUGGAUUUUCCCAAGGAGGCCAAACUCUGCAGAGACAUUCAAUACGUAUCCUCGGAUAAUGUGGAUUUGGGAGACCUUAUGUUCUCUCUAUGUUACCUACCCACGGCUGGACGACUGACUAUUACCAUGAUAAAGGCACGCAAUCUUAAAGCCAUGGACAUCACUGGAGCCUCAGAUCCAUAUGUGAAGGUUUCAUUAAUGUGUGAUGGCCGUAGAUUGAAAAAAAGGAAAACAUCUACUAAGAGGAACACCCUGAACCCAGUCUACAAUGAGGCCAUCGUGUUUGAUGUUCCUCCAGAGAACAUAGACCAAAUUAGCCUCCUGAUAGCUGUGAUGGAUUAUGACCGUGUAGGUCAUAAUGAGGUGAUUGGCGUGUGUCGGGUGGGUAAUGAUUCAGAGGGCCUUGGCAGAGAGCACUGGAAUGAGAUGCUGACCUACCCCCGUAAACCCAUUGCUCACUGGCACCCUCUUGUUGAGUACCAGGCCACAGGAGGGGGGAGUCAGGGAGGAUCCUGCAACUCCCUGAAAGUACCACCUUCUCCAUAG
Messenger RNA from Chanos chanos (milkfish), 1665 nucleotides. It is a transcript of the gene syt9a, whose product is annotated as synaptotagmin IXa. The record is from RefSeq and is a predicted model, not a curated record. Gene Ontology annotation, cellular component: dense core granule; plasma membrane; exocytic vesicle. The coding region runs from base 1 to 1665 and encodes 554 amino acids. NCBI's taxonomy places the organism in Eukaryota, Metazoa, Chordata, Actinopteri, Gonorynchiformes, Chanidae. The transcript has 7 exons. Gene Ontology annotation, molecular function: phosphatidylserine binding; calcium ion binding; SNARE binding. Gene Ontology annotation, biological process: calcium-ion regulated exocytosis.